AUGCACUCCACCUUGACGCGAGUCCAGAAUGUCUUCGGUUUCUUCACUUCCGUCGCAUGCGCCGUCGCCGCAGUCAUUGCUCUCAGCGUGGUCUUGAGUCCUCAAACUCCUUCGGCAAGCCUGGCGCUGAAGAAUGUUCAAGUCGUCAAAGGUCGGCCACAUUACUACAGCACGAAGAAGGAGGAGUACGCGCACGUGAGAUUCGAUCUCGACACGGACCUCACCUCCCUCUUCAACUGGAACACCAAGCAGAUCUUCAUGUACAUCACCGCGACCUACCCUUCCUCAUCACCGUCGACGAUUCCGCCCUCCGAAGUCGUCGUCUGGGAUGCGAUAAUACCCUCCGACUACGCUCCCUUCCAUCCCAACACCUACAUCCACCCCACCUCCAAAUCGAUGACCAAAAUCAAGAAAAACCCCAAGUCAAAGAAGACGGCAAAGGCGUAUCCGCAUGGGAAAAGCCCGGGCAUCGUUAAGCUCAACGACCAGAAACCCAAAUACCAAGUCACCGACAUCUCGGGCAAGAUUGCGAGUCGCUCGAAUGCGACACUGAGCCUACACUGGAAUGUGCAGCCGUGGGUGGGGGCUUUGGUCUGGACAAAUCGCAAGCCGUAUGGGAGAUGGCAGGGGCUGAAGGGCGGGCUGGACAAGUUUGCUUUCCCGGCGUUGAAGAGUAGCGAGACGAUUAAGAAGGAGGACCUCAGGACGGAGACGGGUGGGGAGAGGAAUCGUGGUAGCCCUGCGUAG
This is a messenger RNA of Neohortaea acidophila, 747 nucleotides long. RefSeq names its product signal peptidase subunit-domain-containing protein. Gene Ontology annotation, biological process: protein targeting to ER. Bases 1 to 747 code for a protein of 248 amino acids. The transcript is spliced from 3 exons. The record is from RefSeq and is a predicted model, not a curated record. NCBI's taxonomy places the organism in Eukaryota, Fungi, Ascomycota, Dothideomycetes, Mycosphaerellales, Teratosphaeriaceae. Gene Ontology annotation, cellular component: membrane; signal peptidase complex.